AAGAAGUGCAUAGUGCAUGAAACGUUCGACGUGUCCCCAGUCCCCACCUUAUUCGAGUCAUAGACAACCUCCAGUGACUGACGAUAGUGAGAGAGUGUGGUGUGCUAAUCAAAUGCGAUAAACAAUGGAAAAAUUCGUGUAUGAAGAUUUGCAAAAUAUGUGUAGAUUAUGUUUCUCGAAAACUUCAUUACUUAGUAUUUUUGAUGUUCGUUUAGAAUCAACAGAAAGCAUGGCAGAAGUGAUUGAAGUUACAACAGGAGUCAAGAUAACUCCCAAAGAAGAAAUAUCUCACAUGCUGUGUAACAAAUGCACACACCUCACAAUUAGAAUGUUCAAAUUCAGAACUACUUCCAUACUCAACGACAGCUAUUUGAGAGAAAAAGCAGCAAUACAAAAAAAGGUUCACAAAUCUGUGAAAGGACUGUUUAGGACAUAUCCGAACUUGAUAGUUCCUUCGUUAGUCAUUAACCGCAAUGUUUCACCGUAUGUUACCUUACAGAAUAAUUUCAAAAACAGUCUGAACAAAUCCAAGAGUGCAUUGUUAGAGAUGAAUUCAUCUAGGAAUCUAACAUUUGAGCCUUUGUCUAUAGAGGCAAGAUCUGUCGCAGCAGAUGCCGGUCUUGAAGUGAAUUUCAUGGGAAACUUCCGAAAUCAAGAAUAUCCACCGCCUUCGACUACUGAAAAGAGAAACACGAAUCCUUCUUGGGGAAACAAAAAUCAUGUUGGAAAAAGAACAAAACGGGAAUAUAAGGAUCAGAAAUGUAGUGGAGAAAACGGAGAUCCAUUAUUUACCGUGAAACCUAAAUAUAAAACUCUACACAUAUGCGAUUUGUGUAAUCGUGUCUUUUAUAAUAUUGGAGAACUUAAAAGGCACAUAAGUUUACAUAUGCGAUGUAGUUUGUGCAAGACAUCAUUCAACUCCAUGAAAAAAACCAAAGAACAUCAAGCAGACUGUUCACUAAGGAAAAUGAUGAAUAAUAUGCCAACGGUGAAAAUCAAGCGUUGUGACCAAAUUCAAGAAAUCCGCGAAAAAUAUACUAGUGCUUUCCAGAAGAUGUGCAUCAUAGAAAUUUCCGAAGACGAAGAAGAUUCCACUCAUGACUCGAAUUAUCGAACAAAACCUAUCGCUAAUAUAAUGCAAUCCGUUCAGGAAUCCUGCGAGAAGCUCCAAAGCGUGAAGGAAUAUAACAAAUCCUCGAAAAUGUUUCUUGAAAAUUCAUGUUCUACUGGUGUUGUCGACACGUCAGUAAGAAGUUCUUGCUCGGAAAACAUCAAUAAAGAUAUAAAAGAACUAGAUCAAACCGAGAAUCCCAAAUCUGAUAAUACCGACUCCCAAAAACUUCAAAAAGCUGAUGAAUGCGAAAAUAAUAAAAAUUGUUUCACCAAUGAGCAAGAACCUGAAGAAACAUCAAAGUCCAGCCUUCUUAUUUCGACUCUAAAAAAAAAUAAUCGUUAUAAAGUCUCAGGGGCAACAUUAUUGGAUAAAUCGAAAAAAAUUGAGUAUUCCGUUAUUCCUCCAGAAAGUUCCAAUAAAUCUUCAGAGAAAAUGACUACAGAAAGGCAGAAAAAAAAAGAUCUUGAGAAUAAGACUGUGAACGGCCAAAACAAACUGAAUAUUGGAAAACGCAGGGAAGUACAAACCUACCGUAAAAAGGUUUUUCGUUCUGAACAGACUGUAGAGUUUAAAGGUUCCAAGAUUACGAGGAUAAAAUCCUCGAAUUUCGAGAAAUCGACAAAAAUGCCAACAUUAGAAGAAAUGACGGAAAUUUUACCAGUUGAUAGAGAAAAUACACAAAGGUUCGUGAAUUCGAGUGAAAUUCAUGAGGGUGAGAGGGAAAACGUUGAGCGCAAAAGAAAAAAUAUUGAAAAUUCAGAAGGUGUGAAAAAAAAGAAAUUGAAUAAUGUUACUAUCAUUCUAGAACCUUCGGAUUCUAAUUCAGAACUGAAUAGUAUAACGAAAAAAAACCAGAGCCAAGCUUCCAAAAAGGAACCUUCCAGACCAAGGAUAAAAAUUUGUGAUGAAAAUGCUCUUGUAGUGGAUUUCGAGGAAGAAGAGAAUACCUGUCUGAAGAAUCUGAUAAUACGAUUGAGAAAAGGUGAAAAUAAGGUCGAGAGAACGAUACAAACAGAUAUACCUUCCAAUGAUGAUGUUGUGGAGACAAAAGGAAUCACGAAUUUAAGAAAUUAUUUGAGUUCCUCUAAUAUUUCAGUAAAUACUUCUCAUAGCAAAGUAGCUAUCAAACACACUUCCGAAGACUUAAUGAUAAAGGUGAUCAAAUCAAAUGUCAAUAAAACGCAGAAUACUGUGAAUGAUAAUAUGCAAAACAAGGUAACGAAAUUUAAUAUCGGUUGUGAGAAAAUUCAGAACACUCUAGCUUCAGCAGAAUUCUUACAAAGUAAUAAGAAGAAAGAAAUCGAUGAACCCCAAAAAUGUUCAGCUGGAAGUGGUGAACAUAAUCAAUCAAUAGAAUGUAAUAGUGAAAAGAAGCAGAACAUUGCUCUACUGAAUUCAAGCGUAUGUGGCAAAGAGAAGCAGAUCGCUGUGGAUCCUUUAAAGACUCCCCUUUCUUGUAGUGCAAAUUCGAUCACUGUCAUACCCGGCAAUACGACUUCACAAAUUUCACGAUGCGCAAUCAGCAAUAUGCCAGUACGUGCGGUCAAUAUACAGCCGCCGUUGGGAACUUAUUAUAUAGUUAAUAAGUCGAACAUGCCGAUGUUAACACCGAAUCAAUUACCGUCGAAUGCUAACAAGUCGCUCACUUCUUCUGCAAAAAUGCCACCUACGAAUACUUCUAUAAAUGAAUCAUUGUCCUAUUCAAUUUAUAAACCAGCUAGAAAGCCUGCAAUUUCCUCAACAGGACUACCACUUAUCAGACAACUUGGACCCAAUAUUGUUCAGGCACAAACUGUGAAUUCGCAUAUCGAACCCACACCAAGAUCACAUUUGCCAACUACAUCUUCACUAUCAUGGAUAGAUUGUUUCCGACAAUCGUUGGCCUCUAAACAAGUGUCUACUGUGCAACAAACACCAAUAACAUCAACAAAAAUACGUAUUGUUUCUAAUAAUUGUAUCAAAAGUGCUUCUAACAUAACAACCACUGACGACAGUAAUAGCUGUACUGUAGAACUCAACAAAAAUAAUAUUAGAUUUUCGGCCGCCAAUGAACAGAACAAUCAGACUGUGACUACAGCACCUGAAAAUCCUAAAUAUAUUCGGGUGAGGAAUUUGGCGGAACUCAAAGAGUGAUGGGAAAAGGAACUGCAUAGCAAUUGCUGAAAACUGUAGAAUUACUAUUUAUUUUAUGAAUACCUCUCUAUAUUUGUUAGAAUUAUUAUUUUUUGUUCGGAAAUAUAUUUUUCAUAUAAAGAUU
Coccinella septempunctata (seven-spotted ladybird) is the source of this 3371-nucleotide messenger RNA. RefSeq lists its product as uncharacterized. The transcript has 3 exons. Gene Ontology annotation, molecular function: zinc ion binding. Bases 125 to 3247 code for a protein of 1040 amino acids. The record is from RefSeq and is a predicted model, not a curated record. Gene Ontology annotation, cellular component: nucleus. Lineage: Eukaryota; Metazoa; Arthropoda; Insecta; Coleoptera; Coccinellidae.